AUGAGCCUUUGUGUACUGAAUGCAAUAAGUAUGAGCAAUCAUCGGAAUUGCUUAAGGCACUUUGAUUUCUCAUGCCUGAAGGUCACUGUAGCCUACAGGUUCUCUCAUUCAAGGGGUUUAUGUACAAGGAGUAGGAUUUGUCAUGUCACCCGAACACUGUCAUCCUCAACAUCCUGUAUCCUGCGAACAAUAAGAGUAUCCUUGGACAAUAAGGAGUAUUUGCUUGUGUCAUGCUCUCUUUACCUCCCGGAAUGCGAGCCUUUCCCCUCUAGCAGCGAUCUCACGCCACCUUCCCCACAGCGCGGCGAUGGCGGCGACGGCAACGCCAGCGCCCAUGACGACACUUGUCAACGGCAGCUGCCACAAGGCGAGGUGCAUUUGUUCACCAGAUGCGCCUCAAUCACGGAAGUUCUAAUGACACAGCUGAUUAUGCUUUAUAAGAUGCUGCUUCUCGGGAUCUCCAUAUUUUCCUUGACUUGCCGACAUUUCUAUCUACCAGGAUUCCACCAGAUCCACUGGCUCUCCAACAAGAUCCCCGAGUCCUGCGUCCUGAUCAUCUUGGGCGUGUUGCUUGGCGUCGUCGUCUUCUUCACCGUCGAUGAUGGCAACGGAACUUCCUCGUGUAGCUUCAACUUCGAGGUUCCUCACUUCACGUCUGACAAGUUCUUCUUUGUCUUACUCCCUCCCAUCAUCUUAGAGUCAGCGUACUCCCUCCAUGACCGCGCCUUCUUUGACAACUUAGGCACAGUCCUCGUGUUUGCUGUCAUUGGAACGCUGUUCAACAUCUUCACUAUAGGUCCAGCUCUGUAUGGUGUUGCACAAGGAGGUCUAAUGGGCACUAUUGCUAUUGGCUUCACCGAGACCUUAGUCUUCUCUUCGCUCAUCUCGGCCGUGGACCCCGUGGCGGUGCUGGCCAUCUUCCAGGAGCUCGGCGUCAACAAAGAUCUGUAUUUCCUGGUCUUUGGGGAAUCUCUCCUCAAUGACGGCGUCACCAUCGUCGUGUACACCACCUUGACCUCGUUCGUCACCAUGGAGGUCAUCUCGGCAGGUCAAUAUGCCUUAGCCGUCGCCUCGUUCUUCAUCGUCGUGUUUGCGGGCGCGGUCAUCGGCAUUCUGUUCGGCUGCGUGACGGCGCUGAUCACCAAGUACACGGCUGAAGUCAGAGUGGUGGAGCCCCUGGCCCUCCUUGGCCUCGCCUACCUCUGCUACCUGACGGCGGAGCUCUUUCACUUCUCAGGAAUCAUCAGUCUCAUCAUGUGUGGACUAUUCCAGGCCAAUUAUGCCUUUCAGAAUAUAUCACAGAAGUCUUACACGUGUGUCAAGUACUUCACUAAGAUGGCCAGCUGUUCGAGGGUAGCUCUUAUAACCAUAGUCAUGAAUCACUAUCGAAUGAAGAAAAUUGGCCUCCAAGAGCAGUUCAUCACAGCGUACGGAGGUUUAAGAGGAGCCGUGGCCUUCUCUCUGGCCAACAUGUUAGACCAAACAAUUGACCCAAGAAGGAUAUUCAUCACUACAACUCUUAUGGUUAUUUUAUUCACAGGCUUCAUUCAGGGAAUAUCAAUCAAGCCCCUGGUGAACCUCCUCAGAAUACAAAAGAAGCGCUCAGACCAUAAGAAACUAAAUGAAGAAAUCAACGACACCGCCAUGGACCACAUCAUGGCGGGCGUCGAGGAGAUUCUUGGGCAGCACGGAGACUUCUAUCUUCGGGAGCUGAUCAUUCACUACAACGACAAAUAUCUCAAGAAAUGGUUUGUAAAGCCAUGCAGUGAAUCCAAACUCACGAGACUCUUCGAGAAAAUUGCAAUUUCGGAACAUUAUGCUCAUCUUUAUGGUCCAGUGGCCAUGAUUGAAGAUAAAGUGAAGCCGUUAGUGACGAAAUCCUCUGCUUCGAAAAGGGUCCGAACUAUAUCUGUGUCUCCUUCGCACAAUGAUGAGAUUUUGCUUCAACCCAAUUUAACUUUAGAAGAUGACGAAGACGAUGAGUUUGAAGAAGCGGAGACCAAGGUUAUCCAGCCAGCUGAGCCAGUAGAGCUGAGAAGGAAGCCCUCGUACUUACCCAUAAGGAGGAGUCGUGUGGCAUCAGAAUCCAGUGCCACUGAACCGCAGGCACAGCGGUCACAUGAUGCACAAGCACUGCGGAAAGCCUUUAGAAACAACCCAUAUAAUAAGCUCCAUUACAAGUACAACCCAAACCUCGUGGGGGAGGAGGACCAGGAGCUAGCGGAGCACCUGCAUCGCCGACACCUGAACGCCCGCCGCAUGACGCGUCUCGCAUCCUGUUCCCGUCUUCCUGUAUCCAACAUUGCCGAGUCUUUACGACCUAAAACAGAAAUGAUUUUUGGUCACCUUGAAGAUGGUGUCGCAGAGCUGGUGCAACGUCACCGUGAACGUCGGAGCACUAUGUCCUUGCGCCGACGUCCUCCUUCGUUGCAAGCCUGCUUCUCUUCCCCUGAACCUGGACAUCCCAUGGUUCCAUCUAGCAUCCUGAGGGAGCUUCGAGAGGUCUCAGAACCCCGCUCUAGCCUUCCUGACAUCAGAGAUUGUGACUCGCACUCCCGCCUAAGUGCUACAAUCUCUAUGCGGGGAGAGCGGCAGCAGUUUUUCCCAGACAGGUCAGAGGGUGAAAAGACAACAAGCCCUGAAGUGACUUUCCAAAAUGAAAAGUUGGAAGAAUUAGUUCCUAUGGUUGCUACAUCUAACACACAGCCAUCAAGUCCUAAGAAACCUGAUUCAGAAAAUGAGGAUGUGGUUUGAUGAAUCAUAAAAAAUCUAGGAGCACAGAUAAAACACUGAAGAAAUAUAUGGGUAACUUGGUCUACUUUUAUACCAUAAAUAGGUUUUCUGUGGGUUUACACAAUGCAUAUGGUACAAGUGAGAAUUUAGCAAUGUUUAUAUUUGCUAUUUGACAGUGAUACUAACUUUAACUUGUUUUGACUUUCUCUGAAACUGUGGAUGCAAAACUAGUUAUUUUUUUAGCAUUCUCUUGUAAAAUAUUUAUAUCAAUAAUUCAUUCAUGUUAUUAAGAUGCCGCUGAGGCUGGUGCAUUGAGUAGUUUUCUAAAUUAGUCUAAUGGUAAUAUGACAAUUUAUAUUCCUAUUAUUCAAUAUUACACUUUUUUUUAGACAAUACCAAAUAUAAAUGUUGUUUAAUGACAAUAAAAAUAUAUUUUCUCUUGAGAAAUGAAUUAACAAUAACAUAUUAUGAGAAGUCCAUAUAUUUUCAUAUGGAUUUAUAGAUGCAGAGAUUUA
This is a messenger RNA of Penaeus vannamei (Pacific white shrimp), 3248 nucleotides long. Lineage: Eukaryota; Metazoa; Arthropoda; Malacostraca; Decapoda; Penaeidae. The record is from RefSeq and is a predicted model, not a curated record.